This is a messenger RNA of Tuber melanosporum (Perigord truffle), 1573 nucleotides long. RefSeq lists its product as uncharacterized. NCBI's taxonomy places the organism in Eukaryota, Fungi, Ascomycota, Pezizomycetes, Pezizales, Tuberaceae. The transcript is spliced from 2 exons. Bases 445 to 1245 code for a protein of 266 amino acids. The record is from RefSeq and is a predicted model, not a curated record.
CAGCACUGUACAGGUACAUGCGGUACAGUACAUUGCAAUUACUCUGGUCCCGGGACGCGUUACCCACAUUUUCCGGUGCUGCCGGUGCUGCUCGUCCGUGGGUGGACUUCACUGAUCGCAGGAGGAAAGUCACGUCAUGUUAGUCAUGCAAGUGUGUGUGCUCGCACAGUACCGGUAGUAGUGAAGCGGGGGGGAAGAAGCAUCCCGAGGAUUCCGGUGCAAGUGCUCAAGGACGGUAAGGGAGUGGGCAUCAUUGGACUUCUCGGUGGGAUAAGUUGCGUGGUGGCGCACGAAAACGGAUAAAGAUUCCCCCGCAUUGGAUGAUAUAAGCAACCCUGCCGGCUGUGGAUGGGUGGAGCAAUCGAUCGGUGUGCGAUAAGACGAGACGAGCCGAGAAGGGAGGAAGGAACACAAAGGAAAGAGGGAAGAGAAUAAUAAUAGGAAAUGUCGGAAGCAAUUACUACUGAAAUCAAAGAGGUCGCCUUUUUUGGCCCAACAGGCGGAUGCGCGCUUGCAGCGCUGAAGCUAGCGCUUGAGAGCGGGUGUCGGUGUUCUGCUUUAACCCGCCGCCCCUCCCAUCUCCUCACCCAACUCUCAAGCCUACCGCAGGGGACCCUACAAAACCUAACUAUAACAGAGGGCACCGUCCAAACACCCACCGCCGUUCUCGAAACCCUCCGCUCACAAACGAACUCUUCCCUUCCCCGGAAAUACAUAAUCUCAGGAAUCGGCGGGGCGCCAAAGUUCGGCUUGAACCCGUUCCGCCCGACACUGGAUAAUCCGCACAUAUGCCAGGAAGCUGCCGAGGCCAUAUUAUCCGGGCUUCGGGAACUCAAGGGUGGAGCAGCGGAAGGGGAAUGGCAGCAGCCCUUACUGGCGGUGAUCAGUACUACAGGAUUGGUUCCCGGGGAAUUGCCAUUCGUGAUGAAGCCUUUGUACGGGAUGCUCAAGAUCCCGCAUGAGGACAAGGUCAAGAUGGAGGGUGUUGUGACUGGUGCGGAGGAAGGUUUGCUAAAGUGGGUUGUUGGCAGGGCUGGGCUGUUGACUGAUGGACCGGCUGGGGGUGCGGUGCGCGCGGGGUACGCGGGGAGGGUUAGAAAUGGGAGUGGGAAGUGGGGGGAUGUGGAGGGUGUUGCGGUCGGGUAUAGGAUUUCUAGGGGAGAUGUGGGAAGAUGGCUAUUCGAAGAGGUUAUCGGGCAAGAUGGCGGGGAGUGGGUUGGGAAGAGGGUUUGCCUUGUUUACUGAGAGAGGAAUUGGGGGGUUUUUGUGUCUUUUAUUUCUUUGCGCUGGGUGAUGAUGGGUGGAUGGAUGCUGGCCCAGCGGGGGGAGAGGGGGAGAAAGGGAGAGACCCGGGAAACGGGGUUAGGUCUAGUUUACGCCCAUGAAAUCGUUAAUCUACCUUCACCGACCGAAAAAAAAUACUUACAGUAAAUCCACUCACUCAUAGCAGUGUUCCGUAGAAGAAUAUCUUGUUCAGCGCAGUGGGUGACAUUCUUCAUCGCAGAGUAAUAUCGUAAUUCCGCCUGCGUUAUUACCUGUACUGUACAUCUACAAUCAAUCAAUUUCAAUCAAA